This is a messenger RNA of Suncus etruscus (white-toothed pygmy shrew), 2966 nucleotides long. RefSeq names its product ATPase H+ transporting V0 subunit a2 (gene ATP6V0A2). Gene Ontology annotation, molecular function: proton-transporting ATPase activity, rotational mechanism; ATPase binding. The record is from RefSeq and is a predicted model, not a curated record. NCBI's taxonomy places the organism in Eukaryota, Metazoa, Chordata, Mammalia, Eulipotyphla, Soricidae. The transcript has 20 exons. Gene Ontology annotation, cellular component: vacuolar proton-transporting V-type ATPase, V0 domain; plasma membrane; vacuolar proton-transporting V-type ATPase complex. Bases 90 to 2642 code for a protein of 850 amino acids. Gene Ontology annotation, biological process: proton transmembrane transport; vacuolar acidification.
UGCACGGAGCCGAACCGCAGGUCGCGGGCCGCGGGCCGGCCGCGGCGCAGCCCGAGUCGCGCGGCUCUCCUGCACGUCGCCCGGCCGCCAUGGGCGCGCUGUUCCGCAGCGAGGCCAUGUGCCUGGCGCAGCUGUUCCUGCAGUCGGGCACGGCCUACGAGUGCCUGAGCGCGCUGGGCGAGCGCGGUCUGGUGCAGUUCCGCGACCUUAACCAGAAUGUAAGUUCUUUCCAAAGAAAGUUUGUUGGCGAGGUGAAGAGGUGUGAAGAACUGGAGCGUAUAUUAGUGUACUUGGUGCAGGAGAUUAACCGGGCGAAUAUUCGCCUCUCCGAGGGAGAGACCAGCCCUCUCGCACCACCUCUUAAGCAAGUUCUGGAAAUGCAGGAGCAACUACAGAAGCUUGAGGUGGAGCUGAGGGAAGUGACAAAGAAUAAGGAGAAAUUGAGAAAGAACUUGCUGGAGCUUAUCGAGUACACACACAUGCUGAGAGUGACCAAGACCUUGGUGAAGCGGAACGUGGAGUUUGAACCCACCUAUGAAGAGUUCCCUCCUAUGGAGAGCGAGUCUUUGUUGGACUACAACUCCAUGCAGAGGCUGGGAGCGAAACUGGGAUUCAUGUCCGGCGUCAUUCCACAAUGCAAAGUGGAAGCCUUUGAAAAGAUGCUGUGGCGAGUCUGCAGAAGCUACACCAUCCUGACCUAUGCUGAGCUGGAUGAACCCCUUGAGGACCCUGAAACGGGAGAGGUCACCAAGAAGUGCGUGUUCCUCGUGUCCUUCUGGGGAGAGCAGCUCGGCCACAAGGUCAAGAAGAUCUGUGACUGCUACCACUGCCAUGUCUACCCAUACCCCAACACUGUGGAGGAGAGGCGGGAGAUUCAGGAGGGGCUCAGCACCCGCAUUCAGGACCUCUACACCGUGCUUUACAAGACCGAGGACUACCUGCGGCAGGUGCUGAGCAAGGCGGCCGAGUCGGUGUACGGGCACGUGGUGCAGGUGAGGAAGAUGAAGGCCAUCUACCACAUGCUCAACAUGUGCAGCUUCGACGUCACCAACAAGUGCCUCAUCGCCGAAGUGUGGUGCCCCGAGGCCGACCUGCCCUCCCUGCGUCAGGCACUGGAGGAUGGCUCGAGAGAGAGCGGUGCUACCAUCCCAUCCUUUAUGAACACGAUCCCCACCAAGGAGACUCCUCCGACACUGAUCCGCACCAACAAAUUCACGGAGGGCUUCCAGAACAUUGUGGAUGCCUACGGCGUUGGGAGCUACCGCGAGGUGAACCCAGCUCUCUUCAGCAUCAUCACCUUCCCCUUCCUGUUCGCCGUCAUGUUUGGGGACUGUGGACACGGCUUCGUGAUGUUCCUCUUUGCCCUCCUGCUGGUGUUGAAUGAAAAGCAUCCCUGGCUGAAUCAGUCACAAGAGAUCAUGCGCAUGCUUUUCAAUGGUCGAUACAUCCUCUUGCUGAUGGGCUUGUUCUCAGUGUACACAGGCCUCAUCUACAACGACUGUUUCUCUAAGUCGCUCAACCUCUUCGGCUCAGGUUGGAACGUGUCAGCCAUGUACAGUUCCAGCCACGCCCCGGCGAUGCGGAAGACGAUGGUGCUGUGGAACAACAGCGUGGUCAAGCACAGCAAACUCUUGCAGCUGGACCCGAAUAUUCCUGGGGUAUUCCAGGGCCCCUAUCCUUUCGGGAUCGAUCCUAUUUGGAACUUGGCCACAAACCGCCUCACUUUUCUGAACUCUUUCAAAAUGAAAAUGUCUGUGAUUUUAGGAAUUUCUCACAUGACUUUUGGAGUUGUUCUCAGCAUAUUUAACCACUUACACUUUGGGAAGAAGUUCAACGUCUACCUGGUGUCCAUCCCGGAGCUGCUCUUCAUGCUCUGCAUCUUUGGGUACCUCAUAUUCAUGAUCAUCUACAAGUGGCUGGUUUACUCGGCCAGGACGUCCCAGGAGGCCCCCAGCAUCCUCAUCGAGUUCAUCAACAUGUUCCUCUUCCCGGCUGCCAAGACCAGCAACCUUUACCAGGGCCAGGAGUAUGUGCAGAGGCUGCUGCUGGCCACCGCCCUGCUCUCUGUGCCAGUUCUCUUCCUGGGAAAGCCUGCCUUCCUGUGGUGGCUGCACAACGGCCGAGUCUGCUUUGGGGUCCGCCGGAGUGGCUACACACUGGUGCGGAAGGACAGCGAGGAAGAGAUGUCUUUGCUGGGGAGCCACGAGGUCAACGAAGGACGGGUCCAGGUGGAAGAGGCGUCUGAAGAAUUCAACUUUGGGGACAUCCUCAUGAACCAGGUCAUCCACUCCAUUGAGUACUGCCUAGGCUGCAUCUCCAACACCGCGUCCUACCUGCGGCUCUGGGCGCUCAGCCUAGCCCAUGCACAGCUCUCCGAUGUGCUGUGGGCCAUGUUGAUGCGCGUGGGGCUCCGCGUGGGCACUACCUAUGGGGUGCUGCUGCUGCUCCCUGUCAUUGCGGUCUUUGCCGUGCUGACCAUCUUCAUCCUGCUCGUUAUGGAGGGUCUCUCUGCCUUUCUUCAUGCCAUCCGCCUCCACUGGGUAGAAUUUCAGAACAAAUUUUAUGUUGGCGCAGGCACCAAAUUUCUUCCUUUCUCGUUCCGUCUGCUUUCAUCAAAGUUCAGUAAUGACGACUUGGCGUGAGCAUUCUGCCUGAUUUCUGGAGAAUUAUCAUGUUAGAGAAUUUCACUGACAUCAAAUUUCUGAUAGGAAAGUUUUUUCUGGUUGAUUGCCUUAUGAUGUUGCCAAAAAAGUCUGUCUAUUAUACCUCUUCUGCAUAUGUUAACUAUUUUGUACAACUUAUUGAUUGGUUUUAGAUAUAUAAAUUUUGGUUUUUAUGACAAGAAAAUAGAAAUUAAUGCCAAAUUACAUUCAAGUGACUCUUAAGGUAGAGGCUGGAGGAGAUGAGCCACACUUGACAGGCCAAUUGCAAAGGUUUUAGAUCCUUGAGUCCUUUUUCCCUGAUUA